AUGUUAACCCCAACACCCCGUGGAGACACACCACACUACCCCACAUCCGCCUUCCACGACCAUGACCCACACCCUCGCCCCUAUCCCCACAACUACAUCCACACCAACACCGACGCCGUAGCCUCCACCCACGCCACAAACCAAACACCAACACCACAACCCCCAUCCAGACACACAACAAUGCCCCAUCCCCCACUCCACGCCCAACCGAACACCCACACCACAGUUUCCACCCCCACCCUUCAACCCUACAACUGUACGGGGAUCUUCGCCUGUCAUCAACCUGAACGCAUUCAUCUUGAUCUGCACGAACAGAACAUUGUCGUCCUUCCAACAAACACGUUUAGGGGACUGUUCGAAGUUACUGACCUCGAUCUGUCCGGAAAUAGCAUACAAGUGCUCCCCCUAAACGUCUUAAAUGGACUGUCUAAACUCGCUUUCCUCCAUUUGAAUAAAAAUAGCAUACAAGUGCUCCCUCAUAAUGUUUUCAAUGGACUCAUACAAGUGCUCCCCCGAAACGUGUUACAUGGACUGUCUAAUCUCGCGUCCCUCCAUCUGAAUAAAAAUAGCAUACAAGUUCUCCCCCAAAGCAUGUUCAAUGGACUGUCUGAAGUUACCGUUCUCGAUCUAUCCGAAAAUAACAUUCAAGUGCUCCCUCAAGACGUGUUCAAUGGACUGUCUAAUCUAACCAUUCUCGAUCUAUCGGAAAAUAACAUAAAGAUGCUUCCUCACAACGUGUUCAAUAGACUGUCUCAACUUAAUUACCUCAAUUUGUCCGGAAAUAGCAUACAAGUGCUCCCUCAAAAUGUUUUCAAUGGACUGUCUCAACUAUAUCAUCUUAAUCUUUAUAAAAAUAGCAUACAAGUUCUCCCUCAUAACGUGUUCAAUGGACUGUCUAAUCUAACCAAUCUCUAUCUUUCCAAAAAUAGCAUACAGAUGCUCCCUCAUAACAUGUUCAAUGGGCUGUCAAAGAUAACUGCCAUCUAUCUGUCCGGAAAUAACAUACAAGUGCUCCCCCGAAACGUGUUAAAUGGACUGUCUAAUCUCGCGUCCCUCCAUCUGAAUAAAAAUAGCAUACAAGUUCUCCCCCAAAGCGUGUUCAAUGGACUAAAUAGCAUACACGUUCUCCCUCACAACGUGUUCAAUGGACUGUCUGAACUUUAUUACCUCGGUUUGUCCGGAAAUAUGAUACAAGUGCUCCCCCAUAACGUGUUCAAUGGACUGUCAAAGAUAACUGCCAUCUAUCUGUCCGGAAAUAACAUACAAGUGCUCCCCCGAAACGUGUUACAUGGACUGUCUAAUCUCGCGUCCCUCCAUCUGAAUAGAAAUAGCAUACGAGUUCUCCCUCAUAACGUGUUCAAUGGACUGUCAAAGAUAACUACCCUCUAUCUGUCCGGAAAUAGCAUACGAGUGCUCCCCCAUAACGUAUUCAAUGGACUGUCUAAGCUUUAUUUACUCGAUCUGUCCGGAAAUAGCAUACAAGUUCUCCCCCAUAACGUGUUUAAUGGACUGUCUAACUUACCCAGAUAUCUGUCCGAUAGUGGACUAUAUUAA
Molecule: messenger RNA, 1554 nt
Organism: Pecten maximus
Lineage: Eukaryota; Metazoa; Mollusca; Bivalvia; Pectinida; Pectinidae
Product: insulin-like growth factor-binding protein complex acid labile subunit
Exons: 4
Coding region: 1-1554 (517 amino acids)
Cellular component (GO): extracellular matrix
Molecular function (GO): protein binding
Source: RefSeq, a predicted model, not a curated record